AUGGACUUCAUCAACCACCUCCGACAGCUCCAGGCCGACGAGUCCUCUUCGGACGAGGAGCCCGGCCGCAUUCUCACCGCUGCCGCCGUCACCGCCCCGCCUGCAAAACCCCCCGCGGCUACCACCACCCCGCCCGCUCAGCCGGCCGAGACCAAAGCCCCCACCCCCAAGAGGAAGCGGGAAGCCCCCGCGGAAGCCGCCCCCGAGGGCAUCGACGCGGAGACUCGGCAGGCGGCCAAGAGGGCGAAACUCCAGCUCCCCACGCCGCCCGCCAGCACCAGCCCGCCCUCCCCCCUGGCCAACGGCACCCCCAGCCCCAAGAAAAAAGGAGUCCGAGCCGCCGAGGAGAAGAAGGCCGCCGCCGCGCCACCCACCACCACCACCACCACCACCAAGACCCACCAACCCAAGGCGGCGAGCAUCGCCAGCAGCAGCAAGGCCCCAGCCCCAGCCGCAGCUGCGACGAAGGACGAACCCCCGGAGAAGGCAGCGACAACAGUGGCGGCGCGGGCUCCGCGCAAGCCCCUCGACCAGAUGGAGUUCUUCGAGCGGCGGGUCCACGACAUGUUGACCCGCCCGCUCGACUUCGACGACUGCGUCCUGGACACCGCCCGCCCCAUCCCCCGCCACGCCGCCCGCAGCUUCGCCCAGUAUCGCCGCCGCCAGCCGCAGCCUGCGCCGCCCUUGGUCAUGAGCGGCGCGCUUAGGCCGGUGUCGAAGGGCGAUGUGAAGGUGGGUGCUGGUAAUGGGGGUGGGGGUGGUGGUCGGUCGAAGGGGUCGUCUGGGAGCACCCUGGCGAUGGAGGCGCGGAAGAAUGCGCACCGGUUGAAUGUGAAGGAGAGGGGGCAGGAGUUGAAGGGGAAGGCGAGGGCGGGCCCGCAUGGGAAGGGCGCCGUUGUGGGCAAGCAGUCCGUUGUGUCGAGGCCGGAUGGCGGCAGGGGGAAGGAGAGGCAGUGGUUGUCGAAUGCGAGGCAGACGGGGGGAAACGGGGGACAGCAGCAUUUAGCGGGUGGGAAGAAAUCUAAGAAGUUUGCUUGA
Chaetomium globosum CBS 148.51 is the source of this 1038-nucleotide messenger RNA. RefSeq lists its product as uncharacterized. The record is from RefSeq and is a predicted model, not a curated record. The transcript has a single exon. Bases 1 to 1038 code for a protein of 345 amino acids. Lineage: Eukaryota; Fungi; Ascomycota; Sordariomycetes; Sordariales; Chaetomiaceae.